This is a messenger RNA of Drosophila willistoni, 1161 nucleotides long. It is a transcript of the gene Rrp4, whose product is annotated as exosome complex component RRP4. Gene Ontology annotation, biological process: U4 snRNA 3'-end processing; nuclear polyadenylation-dependent rRNA catabolic process; poly(A)-dependent snoRNA 3'-end processing. Bases 96 to 998 code for a protein of 300 amino acids. Gene Ontology annotation, molecular function: RNA binding. The transcript has 2 exons. Gene Ontology annotation, cellular component: nuclear exosome (RNase complex); cytoplasmic exosome (RNase complex). Lineage: Eukaryota; Metazoa; Arthropoda; Insecta; Diptera; Drosophilidae. The record is from RefSeq and is a predicted model, not a curated record.
AGUGUAGGCGUCUAGUGUGACCAGGUAUUCCUUACCCUGGUUCCCACGUUUUGUUUUUGUUGAGAUCAUUUAAAUACAUUUAAUUUAAAGUUAAAAUGUCUAUUAAUGCGACUAUUGGACUGGCUCUGGAUCGUGUAGACUGGAAUGAUCUUGCAGAACAUCAGGAUCGGCUGCCGCGCAUUUACACGCCCGGUGAGAUUCUUAUGCCGGAAGCUGGUUACAUGCGGGGACACGGCACAUUUGUGGAGGAGGAGAAUAUUAAGGCUUCAGUCGCCGGUGUUAUAGAAAAAGUAAACAAAUUGAUUUCGGUCCGCCCUCUCAAGAGUCGUUAUGUGGGUGAGAUUGGCGAUGUAGUGGUGGCACGUGUCAUAGACGUGCAACAGAAACGAUGGCGGGUGGACACAAAUUCUCGCUUGGAUUCGGUACUGCUUCUUUCAUCGGUUAAUUUACCAGGUGGAGAGCUCCGACGUCGCUCGGCCGAGGAUGAGCAAAUGAUGAGACGUUAUUUGGAUGAGGGGGAUUUAAUCUCCGCAGAAGUGCAGAAUAUAUUUGAAGAAGGCACUCUUUCGCUUUACACGCGCAGUUUGAAGUAUGGAAAACUUUCGCAGGGCAUUCUGGUCAAAGUUUUCCCCGCCUUGGUCAAGCGGCGAAAAAUGCAUUUCCAUAAUCUUCCCUGUGGAGCGUCAAUCAUCCUGGGUAACAAUGGUUAUAUUUGGAUUGCACCCACAAAGGCUGAGAAUCAGGAAGGCGGCGAGGGAGGCUUUGCCCAGAAUCUUAGCGAAGUAGUUCCACGUCCCGAACGUGAAGUGAUUGCCCGGCUGCGCAACUGCAUCCUGGCACUGGCUAAAUGUAAACUUAUGCUCUAUGAUACAAGUAUUCAGUAUGCAUUCGACGAGUCUCUGAAAUACGAAGCCUACGAAUUGCUUCAGCAAAAUGUUAUCCAUGAUAUAGGCGAACAGACGCAGGCACGUCUGAGAGAUGCUGGCGAACAAAGUUAAUAAAUAUUCUUGAAAGAAAACCUGAUUGUACAUAAGUGACCCAGUAUCCUUCAAAUAGAUUAUGCAUUUGUAUAUAUAUUGUACAGGUGUAAAAUGAAGUUUUCCUGUGAAUUUACAGGGAAUGGUUUUUAAAAGAUAAAAAAACUAAAAGAUUGAAACAAUA